AUGUCUGCUCUUUUUUCCAAGACUUUAUCGGAAUUACAUCAACAUCCGAUUCGAACCACCGGUAUGGGGAUCGGUAACACCCAUAGAAGAAUAUCAUUAGGAUUCUUCCCACCAAAUAAGAAAAACCCAUUAGUGAAGAAGUAUCGUAGGCGACCUGCCACUUCAGAUCAAAGAAGUUUCCAUUCAUUAGCUGAUGAUUUUGGCAGUAGUGUUCAUGAACCAAACCUUUAUUUGGACCAAAUUAUGGAGGAAGAACCGGAUUCCUAUUACAAUGAUGAGGAAGAUGGUGGUGAAUUGAGUAGGACCAUUUCUUUACCUUCAAGAGUAUCAGAGACACCUGAAUUAUCUCCCUCAGAUGUAGAUUGGAUCGUACAAGAGCAUGGACGUCGAUACUCUUCAGUUUAUAACUCGGAUGAUAAUGAGGAUGACCCAAGUUUAGAGGCAAGCAUUGAACAACCGAGAGGAUUAGAUUAUGAUGAAUUUAUACAUAGAAUACAGGAACAGAGACAUGUUUAUGACUCUAUAAUACAUGUGGGACCUAAACCACGCAGACAUUCAUUUAUCUCUAUCAAUAGUAGAGGUUCAGUUCCAACCAUUUACCAAGAAGAUAUAGAUUCUGCUGAAUUUGACCGUCUAGCACAUGAGGAUGUCACUUUUAAAUCGGAAGCAAAAGUGCUGGCAUCUUAUUCUUUCCCAUUAAUCUUCACAUUCUUAUUGGAACAAAUAUUCCCCAUGGUAUGUUCAUUAACUGUUGGCCAUUUGGGUAAAAAUCAACUUGCCGCUGUAUCCUUGGCAUCAAUGACAUCAAACAUUACGUUAGCCGUAUUUGAAGGAAUUGCAACAAGUUUGGAUACUUUGUGCCCACAAGCAUAUGGAUCAGGUCGUUAUUUUAGCGUUGGUAUCCACUUACAACGAUGCAUUGCAUUUUCUUUGGUCAUUUUUAUCCCAUUUGCAUUCUUCUGGUAUUAUUCAGAACCUAUCCUGUAUCUUGUGGUUCCAGAGAAGGAAUUAAUUCACUUAACUUCACAAUUUCUCAAAGUUCUAAUCCUAGGUGCUCCUGCUUACAUUUUCUUUGAAAAUUUGAAAAGGUAUUUACAAGCACAAGGGAUAUUUGACGCUGGUAUUUAUGUGCUAGCUAUUUGUGCUCCAACAAAUAUACUUGUUAGCUACACGUUGGUUUGGAAUAAAUACAUCGGUAUUGGAUUUAUUGGAUCUGCGGUAGCCGUUGUGCUCAAUUUUUGGUUGAUGUUUUUCCUAUUAUUGUUUUAUACAAUAAAGUUCGAAGGUGGGAAAUGCUGGGGUGGAUUUUCCCGUAAGGCCUUGACACAUUGGAAAGAUUUGGGUCAUUUAGCAUUAUCAGGUAUCAUUAUGCUGGAAGCUGAAGAACUGUCCUAUGAAUUGCUAACCUUGUUCAGUGCAUAUUUUGGUGCUAGUUAUUUAGCUGCCCAAUCUGCCGUCUCUACUAUGGCUGCAUUAUUGUACAUGGUCCCAUUCGCAAUCGGUAUAUCAACAUCAACAAGAAUAGCUAAUUUCAUAGGGGCGAGGAGAACAGAUUGUGCACAUAUAUCAUCUAAGGUUGGAUUAACAUUUUCAUUUGGUGCUGGAUUAAUCAAUUGUUCUUUGUUAAUAUUGGGACGUCACUUUAUUGCCAAUAUAUUUUCUAAGGAUGAAGAAGUGAAAACCCUUAUAAGUAAUUUGCUACCAUUGGUUGGGAUAGUUCAAAACUUUGACUCUUUAAAUGCAGUGGCAGGUUCCUGUCUUAGAGGUCAAGGUAUGCAAUCAUUAGGUAGCAUUGUAAAUCUGCUCUCCUACUACCUUUUCGGGAUCCCAUUAGCGUUAAUCUUAAGUUGGCAUUUUGAUAUGAAAUUAAAUGGGUUAUGGGUUGGUAUUGGUUCUGCAAUGCUAUUGAUUGGAUUGAUCGAAUCGUACUAUGUUUUAUUCCCCAAUUGGAAUGCGAUUAUGAAUUACGCAGACAUGUUAAAGGAAACUGAAGAUGAUGAGUCAGAUGACGAAGAGUAUUUUACAGAUUCAGAUUCGGAUUUAAAUGGCAAUGAGAACGAACGCUCUCCUUUAUUACCAAUGUAA
Messenger RNA from Naumovozyma castellii, 2085 nucleotides. RefSeq lists its product as uncharacterized. The transcript has a single exon. The record is from RefSeq and is a predicted model, not a curated record. The coding region runs from base 1 to 2085 and encodes 694 amino acids. Lineage: Eukaryota; Fungi; Ascomycota; Saccharomycetes; Saccharomycetales; Saccharomycetaceae.